GAAAGAAGCACGUUAAGAAUUAUACGAAAACUCGUCCUUUCCACAGGCUGCCUGUGUUACAAUAGCAGCUCUGAUGCAGUAUUUCUUUAUGGCCGCUUUCUGUUGGAUGCUGAUCGAGGGAAUUUAUCUCUACUUCUUCGUCGUGAAAGUUUACAACAUUAACACCAAAAUGUACAUGUAUCACGUCAUCUCGUGGGGUCUUCCAGUGAUCAUGGUGGCCAUUUCACUUGGCAUCGCUGCUGGAAAAGAAGGGUUACAAAGCUAUACGAGUGAUAAAUAUUGCUGGCUUUCCUCAACUAACAACCUGAUCUGGAUAUUCGUCGCCUUUGUGGCUUUUAUUGAAGUUCUCAACAUUUUGAUACUCCUACGUGUAAUAAGGGAGAUGACCAAUCUGUUGCAGCCAACAGGGGCAGACCACCAUUUUCAGCAAAUACGUCUUGGCAUCAAAACAUGCGUGGUGAUGAUUCCCCAGCUGGGUGUCACGUGGCUAUUCGGUCUCCUCUCGCCUGUACAUAAAGCUUUCGCUUACAUCUUCACCAUACUUAACUCUACUCAGGGUUUCCUGAUUUUCGCUCUACACUGUAUGCGAAACACUCAGAUCAGAGAGCGAUUCAAAAGAAAGAUGAACAUCGUUUUUCCAUCUUCUAUAAAGGACAACUCCACAAGGAAGAGCCCACAGGUCAAUCCAAAUGAGGUUGGGAAUGUAUGGGCAAUUUAAUUGCAGUCAUGUGCUGAAUUUGAAUCGAAAUUGUACUUAAGUUAAAUAACUUGAUUCAGCCAAUCGGAAAUAACAACCAAAUACUUGGAACAAUCACUUAGUUAACGGCAAUAAGUCGCUUACGAUCGGUCUGAGUUACGAUCUGCAGGUAAAAAGAGGUCUGUGUCUGCAUUAUUGUUUAAGCAUUCAACUUGAUGUCUUUGUAACCUAUCAUUUUUAUGAUAAUAAGUUUAUUUUCUAGACGAUCGUAUAUUUGCAGGCAAGAAUCAUCGAAAUAAACCAAUCUAUAAAUUUAAAUUCCUAAUGGCUCCGUAUGCUGAUGACUGCUUUGUUUCACUUACUUAGUUUAUAAACUUCUUAACAAACACUGUUAUUACUUUUAACUACAAGCUAUGGAUAGUCACUGAAAUUAUCAGUUUCUAGAAAUUUCUAGAAUACGUAGUCAUGUUGACAUGCACACGAAGGAACUUUCUGCAAAUUUUUAUUAGGUUGCGUAGCUAUGGUGUAACACCACCAAAAUGGUUUUUGUAAGCUUCUGGAAUUAUCUUGAACACUUUGUACAAAAGGACUCAAUCGUGCAGCAGUAGUAGUUGUUGUUGUCGGGAGUGACUGAUUUUUCAGAGAGUUAUAACGAAAGAGAACUACUGUGGAAGAUUGUUAAUUUCGAGGAACUUGGGAGACAACUGUGAGAUUGUGUCAGUGGUGAGCUAAGAUGUAAUUUGUAGUGGGCUUAAAUAAGUUUAUUUAGCAUAAAAGUGUACUUCCUUUAAGAGUCGCUCCUUAGUAAGAAUAUUAAAGUUGUUUAAUAGUGUUCUUUCUGUUGGUUAAAUUGUACCGUAACAAAAAAUGCCCAUAGUAGUAGCAGCUAAAGUUGACGUUCAAAGCCAUAUCAUGGUUCAACCAGGAAAAUGACACCGACAUUACACUUUCAAAUAAACAAAUAACUUUUAACGACAUCCCCCGUUUAACUCACCAAACCGAUUUCCCAAGACACAGACUACACCUUUUCAUUAUUAUUCUAAUUAUUCUAAUCAAAUCUAUUUAAUCUAAUUAAUC
Messenger RNA from Pocillopora verrucosa, 1774 nucleotides. The record is from RefSeq and is a predicted model, not a curated record. Lineage: Eukaryota; Metazoa; Cnidaria; Anthozoa; Scleractinia; Pocilloporidae.